Molecule: messenger RNA, 3822 nt
Organism: Oncorhynchus keta (chum salmon)
Lineage: Eukaryota; Metazoa; Chordata; Actinopteri; Salmoniformes; Salmonidae
Product: gasdermin-E-like
Exons: 9
Coding region: 8-1489 (493 amino acids)
Biological process (GO): programmed cell death
Cellular component (GO): cytoplasm
Source: RefSeq, a predicted model, not a curated record
ACAAGUGAUGUUUGCCAAGGCAACCGCAAACUUUGUCCGUCAGAUUGACCCGGAUGGAACUCUGAUCUCUGUCUCCCGCCUUAACGACUCAGACAAAUUGGUUCCCAUGGCACUGGUCGUCAAGCGCAACCGUUUCUGGUUCUGGCAACAGCCCAAGUACCAGCCCUCUGGCUUCACACUCAGUCACCUGUUGUUAGGAGACAAAGAGCUCACUCCAGACGUGUCUGAGUCAGACUUCCUGUCGUAUGAGGGGAGGUUUGGAGACAACCUGAGUGGGAAGCUGGACGUCAAGGCUGGGAACGUCAGUGUCAACUUGGAGGGGGGGGGCUAUUCCAAGCUCCAAUCAUCAUUCAGCAAGCUGAAGAAGCAGGAUGUUGAUGUACAGAAGCUACUGCUAGCCUCCAAUGACAGGGUAGUGGACAUGCAGCAUGGUCUAGUGCAGCAGUGUCAGAAGCAUACGGAGGUGUUUGCUGUGUUGAAGGAGAGGGUCCUAACCACCACCCCCUGCUCCAUCUCAGAACAGGUCCAGGAACAGGGCACCUGCCAGAGGGUUCUGGGACUACUGGGCAACCUGGGGACACAUGCUGUACAGGAGAAUGGCAGUAUAGAGAUGGACAGUAACGUUUCCUUGGAGAUUCCCCCUCUCACUGUCAUCGCCUACAGCCUCAUAGAGUUAGAGGUCAGGAAAGACGGACACUAUGAGCUGUGUCUCCAGCAUGGUACUCUGGGAGGAUUCGAGGCAGACUCUGGGAGGACCUCGCCAUCCCAGGAUUCCUUUGACGCCCUGUGUGUAGUGGACGGGCUGGAGUGGAUGGAGAAGGAGAUUCCUGAAGGAGCACCACUCGGCACACUGCAGAAAAACUUGCAGGGGUUGGACUUGGAGGUCUAUGCAGGUCAGUUAGCGGUUCUCCCAGAGUCGACCCGGUUAGCUCUGUUCCAAAGACUCCUGGACGUUCUAGUGGACAGAACCACACUCUCAGUUCUGGAACACAUGUUGGAGGGGUUGUGCAGAGGUGAGGAACCUGACCCUGCAGAGGUAAAUCAAUUAGCUGUGACUCAAAACAAAUCUGUUUUCGCCCUAUUGGACCUGGUCCAGAAAGGCCCAACCAAUGAGAUACAGGCUGACAGAGCCUCCGCCUCCCCUCACCUGACCGCCACUCAUCUGCUGGUCAGCGCCUUGGAGGCGUUGCCUGAAGCUGCUCUGACUCUGCUGGGAGAAUCUAGCCCUGAUGUCCUGGAAGCUCUCAACACUCUGGUGACCAAGCUAAAGGUAAACAGUCAGUCCCUCCCCCUUGAGUCGCUGCCCCUCCCCCUACAGGAUGAGGGGGCAUUCCAUUGGGCAGAGCAGCUCCUCUUCUCCUCCAAAGUGACGCUGCGGAGAGAGACUGACAGGAUGUGGGCGGAGACAGGAAGAAAGCCAGGAGUGUUUCCAUUGGUCAUGUGCAUCGCUGUGCAGGGACUGACAUCUCUGUAUGCUGGUAAAGGGUAGCAUGCAUAGAUGGAUGGAUGGGUAUGUUUAAAAUGUAUUACGUUUUAUCAAUUCCAGUCCAUCGCUUGUGUGUUUGCCCUAUAUACAGUCGUGGCCACAAGUUUUGAGAAUGACACAAAUAUUAAUUUCCACAAAGUUUGCUGCUUCAGUGUCUUUAGAUAUUUUUGCCAGAUGUGACUAUGGAAUACUGAAGUAUAAUUACAAGCAUUUCAUAGGCUUUUAUUGACAAUUACAUGAAGUUGAUGCAAAGAGUCAAUAUUUGCAGUGUUGACCCUUCUUUUUCAAGACCUCUGCAAUCCGCCCUGGCAUGCUGUCAAUUAACUUCUGGGCCACAUCCUGACUGAUGGCAGCCCAUUCUUGCAUAAUCAAUGCUUGGAGUUUGUCAGAAUUUGUGGGUUUUUGUUUGUCCACUUGCAUCUUGAGGAUUGACCACAAAUUCUCAAUGGGAUUAAGGUCUGGGGAGUUUCCUGGCCAUGGACCCAAAAUAUCGUUGUGUUGUUCCCCGAGCCACUUAGUUAUCACUUUUGCCUUAUGACAAGGUGCUCCAUCAUGCUGGAAAAGGCAUUGUUCGUCACCAAACUGUUCCUGGAUGGUUGGGAGAAGUUGCUCACGGAGGAUGUGUUGGUACCAUUCUUUAUUCAUGUCUGUGUUCUUCGGCAAAAUUGUGAGUGAGCCCACUCCCUUGGCUGAGAAGCAACCCCACACUUGAAUGGCCUCAGGAUGCUGGACUGAUGUUAGCGCUCACCUUGUCUUCUCCGGACAAGCUUUUAUCCGGAUGCCCCAAACAAUCGGAAAGGGGAUUCAUCAGAGAGAAUGACUUUACCCCAGUCCUCAGCAGUCCAAUCCCUGUACCUUUUGCAGAAUAUCAGUCUGUCCCUGAUGUUUUUCCUGGAGAGAAGUGGCUUCUUUGCUGCCCUUCUUGACACCAGGCCAUCCUCCAAAAGUCUUCACCUCACUGUGCGUGCAGUUAAACUCACACCUGCCUGCUGCCAUUCCUGAGCAAGCUCUGUAUUGGUGGUGCUCCGAUCCCGCAGCUGAAUCAACUUUAGGAGACGGUCCUGGCACUUGCUGGACUUUCUUGGGCUCCCUGAAGCCUUCUUCACAACAAUUGAACCGCUCUCCUUGAAGUUCUUGAUGAUCCAAUAAAUGGUUGAUUUAGGUGCAAUCUUACUGGCAGCAAUAUCCUUGCCUGUGAAGCCCUUUUUGUGCAAACCAAUGAUGACGGUUCCUUGCAGGUAACCAUGAUUGACAGAGGAAGAACAAUGAUUCCAAGCACCACCCUCCUUUUGAAGCUUCCAGUCUGUUAUUCAAACUCAAUCAGCAUGACAGAGUGAUCUCCAGCCUUGUGCUCGUCAACACUCACACCUGUGGUAACAAAAGAAUCCCUGACAUGAAGUCUGCUGGUCCUUUUGUGGCAGGACUGAAAUGCAGUGGAAAUGUUUUAAUGUGAUUUGCAUGGCAAAGAGGGACUUUGCAAUUCAUCUGAUCACUCUUCAUAACAUUCUGGAGUAUCUGCAAAUUGCCAUCAUACAAACUGAGGCAGCAGACUCUGUGAAAAUUAAUAUUUGUGUCAUUCUCAAAACCAUUGGCCAUGACUGUACACUCAAUGAAUUUUGUAUUUUUGGAGACACUUAUAAAAAGCUGUAAGAGAAUCUACUCCAGAAUAGAUUUUCAGAAACUUUAAUGUGUUUGGAAAGAAGUUGAAAGCCGAAGUCAUUUGUGAUUGAGUCGACAUACCAUUUACCGUGAACACCGUCUCCACUAAAGCAGGAGAAUUGCCUUAAAAUGUAAAGCUGAACUUAUGCAAUGCGGAUUGAAUAGAGCCCUCACAGUAUAUUACCUCUACAUUUAAUGUAGAAGUGUUUAUAAAUAUAGUAUAUUCUUAUUUUACAAUAAAAGUGACUCAAAUGACACAAUGCAUAAUUUUGUACUGAAGAAUGUUUGUUUCAAAUGCUUGUUUUGUUUUUCACGUUUUGUGUUUGCUUUUCAUGUAUUGUGCAAUUGAUGUGUAUAUAGUUACAGGUAACUGCCAAAAUAAAGGAAACAUCAACAUAAAGUGUCUUAAUAUAGUAUUGGUCCACCGCAAUCCAGAACAGUUUCAAUGUGCCUUGGCAUGAUUCUACAAGUGUCUGGAACUCUAUUGGAGGGAUGCGACACCAUUCUUCCACCAGAAAUGUCAUCAUUUGGUGUUUUUUGUUAUAGUGGUGGAAAACGCUGUCUCAGGCGCCACUCCAGAAUCUUCCAUGAGUUUAAUUGGGUUGAGAUCUGAUGUCUUGAGACGACCACGGCAUAUGGCUGACAUCGUUUUCAUGCUCAACAAACCUUUCAGGCAC